AUUGAUCUCGGCUAGUGAUUUCACUAGUCGGUGCGAAGCCCGGAUUCGGCCCGCUGCUGCUGCUCGCGUCUCCUGUCCCGUCGUCGGACCCUCGUCCAAGCCGUCAUCGUCCUCACCACUCGAUCCAGCCUAGCAGCAAGGCGGCAGACGGACGGGAGGAUGAUGGGGAGCAACAACUCCGGCGGCGCAGGGGGAGGGGGAGGGAUGGCCCCGGGCACGGGGGCCGGCGGCAGCGACGGGCGGCACGACGACGAGGCCGUGCUCACCGAGUUCCUCUCCUCCCUCAUGGACUACAACCCCACGAUUCCGGACGAGCUCGUGGAGCACUACCUCGGCCGAAGCGGCUUCCACUGCCCCGACCUACGCCUAACAAGGCUGGUUGCUGUAGCUGCUCAAAAGUUCAUUUCAGACAUUGCAAGUGACUCUCUUCAGCACUGCAAAGCCAGGGUUGCAGCACCUAUCAAAGAUAACAAGAGCAAACAACCGAAGGAUAGACGUCUUGUAUUGACAAUGGAUGAUCUUUCAAAAGCCUUGCGUGAGCAUGGUGUUAAUCUGAGACAUCCAGAGUAUUUUGCGGACAGCCCAUCAGCAGGGAUGGCCCCCUCAACAAGAGACGAGUAGAAUCGAUCGCUUCUACAACGAGAGGACUAGAAUCCGUUGUUUCUUGUAAGCAUACUAAGUGAACGGUCGUGUCUUUCCCAACUUUAUGUAACAGAACCUUAUAAUCAUGUAUGCAAUGGCAGUUCUUGA
Molecule: messenger RNA, 750 nt
Organism: Hordeum vulgare subsp. vulgare (domesticated barley)
Lineage: Eukaryota; Viridiplantae; Streptophyta; Magnoliopsida; Poales; Poaceae
Product: transcription initiation factor TFIID subunit 10-like
Exons: 6
Coding region: 160-621 (153 amino acids)
Biological process (GO): transcription initiation at RNA polymerase II promoter
Cellular component (GO): nucleus; SAGA complex; transcription factor TFIID complex
Molecular function (GO): promoter-specific chromatin binding; RNA polymerase II general transcription initiation factor activity
Source: RefSeq, a predicted model, not a curated record